GGCUUUCAUGAGAACUCUGCGUACCCCACGCUGGCGUUCUCAUCGCCCUUGAUCCUUGUACUGGGAAUGUUGAUCGGAGUCUGCCAUAUUGUUACGCAGCCCUCCUUUCCUAGGUCUUACCCCAGUCUCUCUCUUGCCCCAUAUCAGUCUCACUCUUCUGUCUUCAUCAGCCCAAGUAGCGCCGAGUAUGAUUCCUCGAGGCUUACUCGUGACGGAUUCGGACGUCUAACUGGCGUGAAUGGGCUCGUAGGCUCUGCGAUCACUUCACGAGCCUCCCAAUCUUGCACACCUGCAUCUGGCUCAGGCCAAAUUGGUCUAUCAUGCAGCCUUAAUCCUCCAUCCUGCUUGCCGACUCUGACUGCAGGCGAUAUUGCGACCGUUACCGCUGUACGUAGCUGUGGAAGCGGCUCAGGCACAUCACUGCGCCGAGUCGCUACUUCUCUCUCCUGUAGUCUGCCCAACUCGGCAGCUGGUCAGGUGGUCGGUGGCUUGGAUCGCCGUCACCUGAUAAACUCAUGUCAAUCGUCCUCAACUUCAUCAUUCGCAUCAGCACCAUCUACUGGAAUCUCUCUCUCAGCCUCCUCAGCUUCAUUCUCAUUUUCGUCAUCAUCCCCUCCUCCUCCACUCCUAGAACCAAGCAUUUCUGGAGACCCUCCUAAUGGCCUUCGUUGUGUAGGUGGCACACCACUUGAGUCAUCUACGACUUACUGCAUCCCAACUAAUGCUUGUGUUGGAAGCAGCUCCCUCAAUUGUGUGUGCUCCAGUAGCUCGCUCAGCUCAUCUGGCUCUCCCAUUCUGUCUGCUUCAAAUCUUCACCAUUUUCAGCACCAAUACGAACGAAAUACUCGCAAUCUAAGUCAUCAAACCCAUUAUGGCCACCAUAAUCAUCACGCUCAACGCCAUCAGCAUCGUCAUCACAACCAUCUACCUCAGCCUCAGGCCUACUUCCAGGUGCAAGCUCCUUCUUCCCAGUCGCUUCCGCAUCUCUCGGAUCGCCAGGCGCCUCCUCUACUUAUUGGUCAAUUCGGUGGCCCAGGUUCCAUUCAACAGCCUAAAAGUUCGGCUACUCUCCUUAGUACUUUCAACACUACUCCCAUCUCUACAUUUUCCACCUGCACUUCUUAUAGCAGUGGCCCAUCUUCAGGAGGUGGAUACAGAUUUGGUUCAGACCUUAGUGCCAAUUUGUCUAGCACGGGAGUUACGAUUCGUAGUUCAUCCUCCAGUCAGCUAAAGCAAUCUACAACACUGCCUGUGCUGACGAAAGCAUCUAACACAGGCUCUGCCCGUCAGCAGACAACAGUUUCAGUGGAAGCCCUGUUCCAGCAGUCCCCGACUUCUCCUGUUAAUGCUCCUCUCAGCGCUGGUGGUGGAGCUAAUUCCACUACUGCUCUGGGCGCAGCUAGAAAGUUGACAGGUCUUUUGUCUGUUGAUCAGUCAUUUGGCCCUGGCGCUUUGACUGAUAUCUCCGAAACUACUUUUACAUCUAGCAGACGAAGCUCUUCGUCUUCCUCAUCAGCUUCACCUCCACCGUCUGGGCAGUCAAGCUCGGUUUGUCACGCUAUUUUUCAAACUAUUUAA
Protopolystoma xenopodis is the source of this 1578-nucleotide messenger RNA. The record is from the annotation of a GenBank genome assembly. Lineage: Eukaryota; Metazoa; Platyhelminthes; Monogenea; Polystomatidea; Polystomatidae.